UGUGUGUGUGUGUGUGAGUGAGAGAGACAGAGACAGGAGAGUUGCUAACAAAGCCAGCAGGGACAUAACGCCGAAACUGUGAGCGAUAAGAGAGAGAGAGAGAGAGAGAGAGAGAGAGAGAGGAGGAGGGGGAGGAAGAAGAAGAAGGUCGUGUGCGCAAAGCAAUGCCUGCUAAUCACAGAAUUUGAUGCUCUGCUUCCUCACGGAUUUUGACGUUUUCUUCGUGAAUUAAAAUAUUAAACUUAGAAACGCACUCAUGCACUCGAAGAAAAGAAAAAGCGUGCUCUGAAAUUGGUGGAAGUUCUGCGCAGCAAGUUGUGUGAGAGAGAAUUCACGAGCAUUUGCAGCUUUUUUGAAGAGCGGUUAACCUCUCACGGUCCGGCGAAGAAAGUUGAAACUGACUCUUCUAGACUGUUCUCAGCCCUUAACGAUUGGAGAUCUUGAACAACAAUGCCGUUUCUGAGAAGAUCCUGCCGAAGGGCUCUUGAUCCAGCUUGAAACAAAGCGAAUUGCUAUUCAAUUCAUCGACAAAAUCAGCUUUGCCGUGCCUUCAGUUCGGCAAUGCAAAAAUCUUCAAGUUCUAUCAAAGUCUAAGUCAUUGGCUGAAAAGAACGGUUGGUUGAGAGGUGAAGAUGUCGUCGUGGGACAAUGUUGGGGAGCUUGCAACGGUGGCCCAGCUCACGGGGCUCGAUGCGGUGAAGCUGAUUGGGUUGAUCGCAAAGGCCGCAAAUACCGCACGAAUGCACAAGAGGAAUUGCAGGCAAUUUGCGCAGCACUUGAAGCUGAUCGGGAACUUGCUGGAGCAGCUCAAGAUCUCGGAGCUCAAGAAGUACCCGGAGACGCGGGAACCUUUGGAGCAGCUUGAGGACGCGCUGAGAAGGUCCUACAUUCUGGUCAAUAGUUGCCAGGACCGGAGCUAUCUGUAUCUAUUGGCAAUGGGGUGGAACAUUGUGUACCAAUUCCGGAAGGCCCAGAAUGAGAUCGAUAGAUACUUGCGGCUUGUGCCAUUGAUUACUCUUGUGGACAAUGCGAGAGUCAGGGAGAGACUGGAAGUUAUUGAAAUGGAUCAAAGAGAAUACACAUUGGAUGAAGAGGACAGAAGGGUGCAGGAUGUGAUCCUGAAACCUGACCCCUCAAGUAAUGAUGCUAUGGUGUUGAAGAAAACUCUUUCUUGUUCCUACCCGAACUUGCCUUUUUGUGAAGCACUUCAAAAGGAAAAUGAAAAGCUUCAAUUUGAACUACAGCGAUCACAAGCUCACUUGGAUGUGAGUCAAUGUGAAGUAAUUCAGCGUUUGUUAGAAGUAACGGAAGCUGCUGCUGCAAAUGUCCUUCCAGAGAAGAGUGUGCCUGAAAAAGGUCACAGGAAAUUGGAACGGGGUUAUUCAGAUGCCAACAGUGACAAAGAGCAUUCAUCUGAUGAAGGCUAUCAUAAGAAGAGUGACACUCGUACAACUUCAAGAAAAACAUCUUCAGUUUCAUCUGGACAUGAUCUCCUGUCGACUAGAGGUUCACACCGGCAUGAAGAAUGGCAUACUGAUCUACUUGGUUGUUGUUCAGAACCUUGUCUGUGUAUAAAAACCUGUUUAUUUCCUUGUGGGACAUUUUCAAAGAUUGCUACUGUAGCAACUGACAGGCAUAUGUCUUCGGCGGAGGCAUGUAAUGAAUUGAUGGCAUAUUCAUUGGUGUUGUCAUGCUGUUGCUAUACUUGUAAUGUCAGAAGAAAGCUUCGCAAGACGUUGAACAUCACGGGAGGCUUUAUUGAUGAUUUCCUCUCACAUUUGAUGUGUUGCUGCUGUGCCCUUGUCCAAGAAUGGCGAGAAGUGGAGAUCCGUGGGGUUUAUGGUCCUGAGAAGACAAAAACAAGUCCCCCAACAUCACAGUACAUGGAAUCCUAAAUGACAGCAUGGAAACAUUGUUUAGUGGUUUUGAAAUUUAUAUACCUUGGCAGACAUAUAUAGGGGUAUACGUCAGUUGCCAGUGUUACAGGAACUCGUAUUGCUAUAUGUGUAAUUACUUUACCCAUAUGUAAUGUAGCUGUGUAUGUCUUUUAAAUUCAGCACACGGUGUAUCACAGACAAAUUUUUAGCGUUGUUUAUGUUUAAUUGGUUUUGUA
Alnus glutinosa is the source of this 2113-nucleotide messenger RNA. RefSeq names its product protein MID1-COMPLEMENTING ACTIVITY 1. Lineage: Eukaryota; Viridiplantae; Streptophyta; Magnoliopsida; Fagales; Betulaceae. The record is from RefSeq and is a predicted model, not a curated record. The coding region runs from base 633 to 1895 and encodes 420 amino acids. The transcript is spliced from 10 exons. Gene Ontology annotation, biological process: cell surface receptor signaling pathway.